Zea mays is the source of this 548-nucleotide messenger RNA. Its product is annotated as cyclin-dependent kinases regulatory subunit 1. The coding region runs from base 1 to 231 and encodes 76 amino acids. The transcript has 3 exons. The record is from RefSeq and is a predicted model, not a curated record. Lineage: Eukaryota; Viridiplantae; Streptophyta; Magnoliopsida; Poales; Poaceae. Gene Ontology annotation, molecular function: cyclin-dependent protein serine/threonine kinase regulator activity.
AUGGGUCAAAUCAAGUACUCCGAGAAGUACUUCAACGACACCUAUGAGUACAGGUAUUUAGUCCUCCCGCCCGAGGUCGCCAAGCUCCUCCCCAAGAACCGCCUCCUAUCCGAGAACGAGUGGCGCGCGAUCGGAGUGCAGCAGAGCCGCGGGUCGGUGCACUACGCGAUCCACCACCUGGAGACGCACAUCAUGCUGUUCCGCCGCCGGAUCAACUACCAGCAGCAGUAGGAGGCGGCUUCCGCGCAGAUGCUGGCCAAGUGAGCCCCCGGUGGCCGGAGCUACGACCAGGAACGUUUAAAACCCUAACCCCCUUUCCAUCUCUAAAAGGGGCGUCGCUGUUCUGUUGAUCAAUUCCUCUAUGCUGUUAGUUGGAAACUUCGGGUGUAGUUGGUCGAUUUGCUGGUGUGUGCCUUGUGUUCGUGGAAAUUCCUGUGAAGGAACUGUCAUGUGUUAGGCUAUUACCGUGCCCAUUUUAUUAAUACUAUGUGUUGACUGUGAUCAAGAUGGCACUCCCAGUGAUUAUAUUUAAUCUGUUUAACGUGAUC